GAGAGAGCCCAAGUCAGUUUUGUAAGAGAAUCCAAUUAUCAGAAAACUCCUAAGCCUGUCCCAGUCUCACCUUGUGUUCCUCCACCUUCUUUGCACCUAGGUUGGUGCUCUAAGCUUAUGACGGGGAGAUUAGGUAGCAUGAGGGUAUUACAGAGAGAUAAAUCAGGAUGCAAAGAUCCUUUAUUCUUUCACUGUGAAGAAGGCAACUGGACAGCUUAUAGGAGCAACAUUCAGCUCAGAGCCUGAAAAAGAGCCAUCAGCCGGCAAAGGACCAUCAGAAUGAGUGACAGCACUACUUUAGCUCCUCCAGCUUCAAACCAGGGUCCCACUACCCCACGCAAAGGGCCUCCCAAGUUCAAGCAGAGGCAGACUCGCCAAUUCAAGAGCAAACCUCCUAAGAAAGGUGUGAAAGGGUUUGGAGAUGACAUUCCAGGCAUGGAGGGGCUAGGAACAGAUAUCACGGUGAUUUGUCCCUGGGAGGCGUUUAGCCACCUGGAAUUGCAUGAGCUCGCUCAGUUUGGGAUCAUCUGAGGCACCAGAGGUUCUGCAGCUCUCUACAGCAUCUAUAUUAACUCUGAUCACUUCUGCCCUAUUGAUCUGCCGGAGUCUUGAAAUUCAGCUGUUCAGAUGUGGUUUCUUUGGCUUACACAGUCAUUUCCUAUAAGUUCCUACCAAGAGUUUGCUUAGUGUCAGACUCUUUCUUGCUGUGUAGCUCAGCUCAGAACAGUGGAUGAAAACCAACCUUUGUUAGGGCAUUUCAAACUUUACUACCUUUUUCUAUCAGCUGGCUAGAAGUCACCACUAUUUCUCUACAUUUGGCUUAUUUGUUAAGUCCUACAAAUCUAUUUUUGCUAGGCAUUUAUUUUGAUGAGUAGUAAACUUUUGAGAUAACAUUUAUGUCACUCCCCUCCCCUUGUUAUUUAAUAAAGGAGAUAUUUACCUUGAAUCUCAUAA
This is a messenger RNA of Equus caballus (horse), 954 nucleotides long. RefSeq names its product phosphodiesterase 6H (gene PDE6H). Lineage: Eukaryota; Metazoa; Chordata; Mammalia; Perissodactyla; Equidae. Gene Ontology annotation, molecular function: cGMP binding; 3',5'-cyclic-nucleotide phosphodiesterase activity. Gene Ontology annotation, cellular component: photoreceptor outer segment membrane. Gene Ontology annotation, biological process: visual perception; positive regulation of epidermal growth factor receptor signaling pathway; positive regulation of G protein-coupled receptor signaling pathway. The record is from RefSeq and is a predicted model, not a curated record.